Heterostelium album PN500 is the source of this 126-nucleotide messenger RNA. RefSeq lists its product as uncharacterized. NCBI's taxonomy places the organism in Eukaryota, Evosea, Eumycetozoa, Acytosteliales, Acytosteliaceae. The transcript is spliced from 2 exons. The record is from RefSeq and is a predicted model, not a curated record. The coding region runs from base 1 to 126 and encodes 41 amino acids.
AUGUCAAGAAAUCUUAUUAAAUAUACUUUAUUGUUUGUACUCGUGGUUGUAGUAAAUACCAUUUGCUUGGCUGAAGAAGAAUUAUUUGAUAAGACUUGUGAGACAGUACGCAUGGCAGUUAAUUAA